CAAAUCACGAAGGAAAAGGUUUUGGUUGGCCAUCAUGUUGUUCGACACCACACGUUUUUUUUUUUUUUUUUAACAAAUGUUGGUUCUUUAUUUUAAAGCAACUUUCAUUUCUUGUGUCUUCGGACGUCAUAGCUUUACUGACAAUAUGGCUGGUUGCUGCUGAUGAACCAUGAUGUCUCUCAAGCUGUUGCCAUCAGCUCCAUCAGACCGGGGUUCUCAGAGAUGCAGAAUGGGUCCAGUCUUGAUGUCGGCAUUAGGUCUGCGCCUUGGUUCCCCUCUGCUGGUAUCAGUUCUGGAAGGAAGCUGCCUAUGUACCGCCUGGCCAAGGCCUGACUUGACAGAAGGAUUCCUGCAGAUAGACCUGAAAUGCUCCUCUCCCAGCCUGAUCUCCCAGUCACCAAGAAACCUAAACGUAAAUCCUGACCAGCUCACACCUGUCAGCUAUCACAAACUGAAAGGUGUUAAGGUUACUGUUGUUGUCCAGAGUCUUGAUUUUAAGAAAACCUUCCCUUUGCAUCUCUGUCAUGAGCUUGUGAAAGACAUGCUUAAAGGUUUAUAUGUGCAAAAGACGCAUGUAAUAAUCCUUGAGGACUUUGAUACAGAGAUAAGAUAUGUUGUUAUUGAAAGCCUCAAUCCAGAUUCUGCCAGUACUGGACUUUUUACCUCAAAAACUGCAUUGGAGAUAGCUGCCAUCCAGACUGUCAGCCACUAUAGGAGCCAGCUCCAGGGCAAGGACAUGGUGCCGUUAGGGGGCCUCGAGGAGGUGAUUACCUCCCUGAGAGAGAUGCUGCAGCUUCCUGUGCUCUUUCCACGCACCCUGAACUCUCUGGGUGUGUCCUGUCCCAGAGGUGUCCUCCUGAUGGGGCCUCCAGGUGUUGGAAAGACCCUGCUGGUCCGCAAAGUGGUGGCGGAAGUGGGAGCCAGCCUGCUAAUGGUCAGAGGACCAGAGGUGGUUGGAUCACGGCCUGGUGAGAGCGAGGAGAUGUUGCGUUCUGUGUUUGAGCGUGCUCGAGCUGCUGCUGAAGAGGGUGCAUGUGUCCUGUUCCUGGACGAGCUAGACUCUCUAUGUCCGAGGAGAGCGGGCUUAUCUGCACCAGAAAAUCGCCUUGUUGCUCAACUUCUUACACUAAUGGAUGGCAUCAGCCAGUGUGAUCGGUUCCUCAUUGUUGGAGCCACCAAUCGACCAGACAGUUUAGACCCAGCACUGCGCCGGCCUGGAAGAUUCGAUAGAGAAGUUAUCAUUGGAGCUCCUACUUUACAGCAGAGAAAGUCUAUCUUGUCUGUCCUGUGUGAGAGGAUGCCAGUGUGUCCUGAAGUGGACAUGGGGAAGCUGGCACAGAAGACUACAGGAUAUGUGGGAGCAGACCUCACUGCAUUGUGCAGGGAGGCCGCCAUGCAUACAAUUCGGGACAAGUCAAAAGGUUCUGGAGACCAAACAGUAAGCAAGAAGCACUUCCAGGAGGCCCUGAAGACAGUGCGCCCCUCAUGUCUGAGGAGCAGCCUGGGCAGGACAGAAGUGUCUCCUGUGUCAUGGGAACAGAUAGGAGGCCUGGAGGAUGUUAAACUCAAGCUACGGCAGAGUAUCGAGUGGCCGAUGAUGUAUCCUGAAGCUUUUGUUCGUCUGGGUCUGUGUCGUCCUCGUGGCGUGCUGCUUUAUGGCCCUCCAGGAUGUGCCAAGACGACACUGGUCAGGGCUGCUGCCACCACGUCACACUGUGCUUUCCUGGCUGUCAGUGUCGCUGACCUCUACUCUCCAUAUGUUGGAGAAUCUGAGAAAGCUUUGGCACAGCUCUUUCGUCAGGCCCGGGCCUGUGCUCCCUGUAUUGUGUUUCUUGAUGAGAUCGACUCUCUGAUCGGCUCACGGUCGGACAGUCCGACACCGCGCGGUGCACAGACACGCCUCCUGUCUGUGCUUCUGAAUGAGAUGGAUGGGGUCGGUAUUAAGACGCUGGAGAGGAGAGGGAAAGAGAAGGUCCUCCAGGCAGAGGGAGUGGAGGAACCUCACACAUCAACACAGUUGGACUACCAGGAAGUGUGUAAUAAGGACGUGAUGGUAGUAGCAGCCACAAACAGACCUGACUGCAUAGACAGCGCCCUCCUCAGGCCUGGCAGACUGGACCACAUCAUUUAUGUCCCACCACCUGACUACCAGACCCGUCUUGCCAUCCUGAAGGUGUGUACGGAGUCUAUGCCCAUAGAUGCUGAUGUUUGUUUGGAGGAGUUGGCUGCCAAAACUGAGCUUUACUCUGGUGCUGACUUGGAAAACCUGUGCAAAGAGGCUGCUCUUCUGCUGCUACAAGAGGAGGGUAUGGAAGCGACCGUCAUCAAGCAUACAUACUUCCUCCGUUCUCUCAGCAAAAUGAGCCCCUCACUCACUUUAAAGCAGAUCAACAUGUACCAAAGUGCAAAGAGAUGACGUCAUCAGCUCAGCCCCUAAACUGCUUCAUGGAUUUCAGUGUAACGAUGGACACCAAAUGAAAAUAUACAUGAAGGAAAACUAUUUCCAAACCAACAGGUUCAAGAGUGGAUAAUUGGAUUUUAGUUUGUAUUUAUGUGAAACAUUUCACACUUAACAUCACAAAGGUUUUACUGCCUGAUACAGUGCCUUGCAAAAGUAUUUGGCCCCUCGGUAUUUCACACAUUUUAAUAUAUUUAUGUAUUUAUGUUAGUUCAAAUACAAAAAGCAAAUCAGGCUUCUCAGUAUAAACAUUUCUAAAAUUAUCUUCCUUAAACUCAAAGCAAAUCUCUACAACUUAAUAUAAAUUAAUUUAAAAUAUAAAAGCCAAGAUGAUGGGUUGCAUAAGAAAGGGAACGCAGGUCUUCUAGGGUGUCUUGGUGGCUUUCCUCACUCUUCAACAUUCUUGCACAGUCAGUUUUUGCGAACUGUCUACUCCAUACAGAUCUACCAUAGAGUGACAAACUGUUUGAAUUCCUUUGUAACUGAUGUAAAUCAAGUCCAAGACAUAUUCAGUGACUUGAAAAUGUUCAUUGUCUUGGUGGCUUUCCUCACUAUUCUUCUUCUUGCACAGUC
This is a messenger RNA of Thalassophryne amazonica, 3031 nucleotides long. It is a transcript of the gene afg2b, whose product is annotated as spermatogenesis associated 5-like 1. Gene Ontology annotation, molecular function: ATP binding; ATP hydrolysis activity. The record is from RefSeq and is a predicted model, not a curated record. NCBI's taxonomy places the organism in Eukaryota, Metazoa, Chordata, Actinopteri, Batrachoidiformes, Batrachoididae. Bases 170 to 2416 code for a protein of 748 amino acids. The transcript has 11 exons.